Diversispora eburnea is the source of this 561-nucleotide messenger RNA. NCBI's taxonomy places the organism in Eukaryota, Fungi, Glomeromycota, Glomeromycetes, Diversisporales, Diversisporaceae. The record is from the annotation of a GenBank genome assembly.
AUGUAUGGUAACGUCGGUCUUUCAACUCCCAGAGGCUCAGGAACUAAUGGCUAUGUGGUCCGAAAUCUUUCUUUCAUCCGAACACGUAAAGAUACAACUCAGUUUGAAUCUCUUGAGGAGAGCAAAUCUAAAGCUUCUUCGCUUUUAAACCGUAAACCGAAUCAAGAUAUUUUGGAUCACGAAAAGAAGAGACAAGUUGAAAUUCAGUGUAUAAAAUACCGACAAAAACUUGAAGACGAGGGGAAAUAUAAAGAAACCGAAAUUGAAGAUCUAGUAAACAAACAACGUCAAAAAUUAUUGUCAACCCUUGAUAAAAUGAAAGAUGAAAAGAACAUACAGGAACAUCAAGUUCAUCAACUUUCACAAGCGAAGGCUACGGAAAAUGAAAAAAUGAUGCGAGCAUUAGGAAUUAAACGACAGGAUUAUGUGGAAGGUGCAGCAUUCGAUCGAGAUUUACAGGAACAAAAGAAACGGGAUCAUUUAAAUAAUGAAAAACAAAUGAGGGGAAAUCUUGUGAAUUAUAAUUUUAUGGAGUACAUUGGCAUUAAUAAAAUUCCUUGA